Messenger RNA from Mya arenaria, 872 nucleotides. RefSeq lists its product as uncharacterized. Lineage: Eukaryota; Metazoa; Mollusca; Bivalvia; Myida; Myidae. The record is from RefSeq and is a predicted model, not a curated record. The transcript is spliced from 2 exons. Bases 316 to 822 code for a protein of 168 amino acids.
UUGAAUUCGAUAUUCUCAAUGUGUUCUUAACUACUGCAUGGAACAGUUAAAAGAACAUAUACUGAUGUAGUUCAAAUGUGAAAGUACUAAGUGCCAGGAUAAUUUUCUUAACGUUAGGUAACGCAUUGCAGUUGUUGCUGUUCUUGUUCACUCUGUUGUUUUUCCGAAAAAUCGUUUGAAACUUAUUCUUUGAUAAAAUACAGUGAUAUUCGAAUUACGGAUAAUCAUUAUUUGCAAGAUUAGUUAUUUACUUUACACACUGACGUCAUAUCUGCCGAUGUUGAGCGCCAAUGACUGUGCUCCAGUCCCUGUUCUAUGGGAAAUGCUUCUGGGCUUAUGAAGAAUCGGGGAACCCAAAGGCCACGGGUGGUUCUAGAAAGCCCGGAGGCCUCCAGCACCGACACUAGACAGACCCGCGUCACCUUCGCCAACGCGCGCAAACUCGGAAGUGAAACCCUCAAAGCGCGGCCUCAAAUGACGGACAUAGGAAACAUGCAAUCAGAGACAUACCGAAAUAAUGAAAAAGUGCAAUUCAAACGUAGCCAGUCGACAAGGAUUGGUUCAAAUGCAGACGUGAGUGAUUCUAUAACAUCGGUGCGAAGUUCCGCAUCCGGUCCCGUGGACGGGAUCUGGGAACCUACACUUGACCCCUAUACCCAGGCCGGGUCACGGGAGCGGAGUGCUGUGAACCCAGAAUACAGUGAGCCAUACCAUUACAUGGAUAGAAAUAACAGUUACAACCAGUACAGAGGCUUUCGUGAAAAUGACUACGCCUACAGUCAUUCGGUUCAAAACGGGUUAGCACGAGUGGACGAAAUAUAAUUUUGGGUAUAUCAGUAAUGUUAUAAACGUUUGUCAUAUUUUAAAUAAAU